AUGACCGCCGACGCCGCCGCUCCAUUUCCCCACUUUUACAAAGGGAACAUUAAGAACUGGUUCCUGCAAAUGGAGGCUAUUUUUAUUGUCAGAAAAAUUACGGACCAAAAAACAAAGUUUGGCAAUGUGGUGGCGGUUUUGCCACCCGCCAUUGUGGAUGAAGUAUCUGAUUUUCUAGAAGCCGUCCCGGAGUUGGAACCGUAUGCCCGAUUAAAGGAGGCUAUCCUAAGAAGAAUGGGCCGUACGGAGGAAACAUUAAUCCGUGAGUUAUUUAGUAACUUGACCUGCGAUGGCAGGACACCCUCACAACUCCUUCAUUUUAUAAAAAGUCAACUCGGUAAAAACACCAUCGCUGACUCAAUUUUAAAAAGCCUGUGGUUGGAUCGCCUCCCCACCAGCAUUACCCAAAUACACAGUGCUGAAGCAGCUAAAGACCACAGGUCCUUGAAAAAAGCUGAGGAAGACUUACAGCGGCAAGUUAGAGACUUGACAUUAGCUCUAAAAAGCUGUGGUCGGGCCGGGUUUCCUUCCAUGCGUUUCAGGAGUCGACCCACGUCAGGCAGUCGAAACAAGGAUGUCCCUUCUUCUACUAUGUGUUAUUAUCACCGCAGAUUUGGUUCUGCAGCACAUUACUGCACCAAGCCGUGCACCUAUACUGUGGUCGUGGAAAACAAGACCGCCAGCGAGUGA
Acanthosepion pharaonis is the source of this 690-nucleotide messenger RNA. Lineage: Eukaryota; Metazoa; Mollusca; Cephalopoda; Sepiida; Sepiidae. The record is from the annotation of a GenBank genome assembly.